CCCACUUCAUCAUCUUCUUCGACUUUCUGAUCUGCCAACGCCGACUCUUUCGCGGACCCUUCAACACUCUCGACUUCCCCACCCUCUCCUCCACCAUUACCACAAUUCGAAUCACGAGUCGUCCUCACACACACAGGCCAACAUGGCCUCCUACGGCUAUCCCCAACAACCCCCCUCGCAAUCCUACUCCUCCCCCAACAACCUCAACUUCUACCAGUCCACCUACUCCAACCAGCCCGUCUCAGGCCACACAACUCCCUUCCAAGCCACAUACGGCGCGGGCGGCGCACAGUCUGGGGGUUACCCCCAGCAAGCAUACGGCGGCGGCAGCAAUUAUGGCUUCGGAGGCUUCCCCGGGCAGCCUGGCGCAACGGGACAAAUGGGGACGGGACAAGGAGGGCUGAGGACGGGGUGGUUGGCUGCGUUUGGGACGGAGGGAUAUGAUGGAGAGCCGCCUUUGCUGGAAGAGUUGGGCGUGAAUUUCAUGCAUAUUCAGAUGAAGACACUCACAGUGCUCAACCCGAUGGCCCGGAUAGACAACCACAUCAUGGACGAUGCUGAUUUAGCUGGUCCAUUUCUCUUCUGCGGCCUCUUCGGCACCUUCCUGCUUCUUUCGGGCAAACUCUGGUUCGGCUACGUCUGCGGCCUCGCAGCCCUAGGCGCAAUAACGCUCAACUUCAUCUUCAGCAUGAUGUCCCCCCCGCUCUCCCAAGACGAAAUGCAAGCCGCGCAGAACUCGUCCAGCUCCUACCACGCCUCCGCACAGCUCUCCUCGACCCUCACACUCGGGCGCAGCUCGUCGGUGUUGGGGUACUGUCUGCUCCCGCUGGUGUUCGCGAGUCUACUCGGUGUUGUGUUGCCGCUUGAUAGCUUUUUGGGCUAUUGCUUGGUUAGCACGGCGAUUGCGUGGUGUACUUAUUCCAGCUCGGCGAUGUUUUGUGUGGUGGGGAGGAUGGCGAAUAUGAGGGGACUUGUCGCAUAUCCGUUAGCGCUCUUCUACGUGGGAUUUGGCAUCAUGGCGAUUUUCAGCAGCAGAGGAACUGGGCAUAUUGAUGCCAUGAAAGCGAGGACAUGAAGGGGACUGUGCCCAUGAUUUUCAAAACAUGCAUUUAGCGCUGUGUUGCAUAGCUAUCGUA
Molecule: messenger RNA, 1136 nt
Organism: Neohortaea acidophila
Lineage: Eukaryota; Fungi; Ascomycota; Dothideomycetes; Mycosphaerellales; Teratosphaeriaceae
Exons: 4
Coding region: 143-1075 (310 amino acids)
Biological process (GO): vesicle fusion with Golgi apparatus; endoplasmic reticulum to Golgi vesicle-mediated transport
Cellular component (GO): trans-Golgi network
Source: RefSeq, a predicted model, not a curated record